Molecule: messenger RNA, 1014 nt
Organism: Caenorhabditis elegans
Lineage: Eukaryota; Metazoa; Nematoda; Chromadorea; Rhabditida; Rhabditidae
Gene: srv-16
Product: G-protein coupled receptors family 1 profile domain-containing protein
Exons: 7
Coding region: 1-1014 (337 amino acids)
Biological process (GO): signal transduction; G protein-coupled receptor signaling pathway
Cellular component (GO): membrane
Molecular function (GO): G protein-coupled receptor activity
Source: RefSeq, marked reviewed
AUGUCAUCUCUUCCAGCUUCAUACUGGGAUUUACCUGUAUCGAAUAACUCCCUUACUGUGAGUGAUCAUAUCACUUUUAUCGUGGAAACCGUGCAAUUCUCCAUAUUUUGUGUAACUAUUUCAAUUUAUUUGGUUAUUGUUUGGGCCCUAAUUGAGGCCCAAAAUCGGAGAGUUGAGGAGCUGAGCUCCCCGUUUUUCAAGCUAUGCCUCUCGACUGCCGGCGUUGAUAUUUGGACUCUUCUCACCAACUACCUCGGCGCAAUGUUUCCCAAAUGGGGAUGGUUUGUAUCAGUUUAUCUAUUCCUGGGUAAUCCAUAUGGUAGAAUUUAUCUGUAUUUCGCAUGGAGUACAGGUAUCUGCCAAGCGAUGAGUGUAUCUGUAUUAGCGUCGAAUAGACUAUCCGUAAUGCUUUUCCCGACUAGUUUUAACAGGAUUUGGCAGGAACAUCGUCUCUGGAUCGCAAUAUCCAUUCAGUAUUUGAUAGGUUUAAUAAUUGGACUAUCAACUUUUCUCAACGAUGUUCAAUUGUUCAGAAACAGCAAAAAUGGCAUAGUUCCCAGAUUUUUAAAUAAAUCCAUGACCAACACAUUUUUCGCGAUAGGUGGUGUAUUUUUGUUUGUGAACUGCGUUUAUUUAGUGGCGACUUAUUGUUACUUGUUUUGGGUGAUACGAAAACGACAGAGGAUAAAUAUGCCUCCGACACCAGUGAUCACAAAUUCCCGCUCGAAAGCGAAAAUGCGAGAAGCUCGCCUCUUCACAAUGAGCACAAUAAUUGUGGGUGUGCAGAUGUGCAUUCUCAUACUUUUCAUUUUCAAAGGCGCAGAUAUCUUGGCAUUCACCUCUGAUCAGUUCUAUUUGGUGUAUAACGCAGUGAGCGACCUCUACGCAAGUAUCAACCCAUAUCUUCUCUGGGUUUUCUCCGAUUCUCUCCGAAAAUAUAUCCUGCAACGGCUAGGCUUCACCAAGAAAAAAUUAAAAAUCACAUCGGUCACACCUAUCACAUUUGUUCAAUGA